AUGACAAUCCCACGCUUGGAAUUAUCUGCCGCAUGGUUGCUAACACAACUGAUACUUCAUGUUAAAGAAGUUCAGUCGCUUGAAAAUGUCAGGAUCAAUCUCUGGACUGACUCCGCCGUGACUCUCGCAUGGAUUAAAAGUCCAGCAAUCCGCUGGAAGACAUUCGUCCACAAUAGAGUGGGAAAAAUCCAAGAAACGCUUCGAGAUGUCUCCUGGAAAUUUAUUCCAGGAAAACAAAACCCCGCUGACUGCGCUUCAAGAGAAUCCUCUUGGCCCACUCUGGAACCUCCAACCGACAACGCAACGCAUCGAGAAGAACGCCAAGGUCUGACACUAGUAACUUGGAAAGCAGAAAAUUGCCUGCUCCAACAAUUACUGUCGCAUUACACGCAGCUGUUUCCACUGCUACGGAAACUCAGCAUCUGGCAUCGUGCCAUCGACCGCUUUAAAAGAGUUCCACAAUCUUCGCUGGCCUACCCGCUUACUCCAUCAGACCUGGAGCGCGCUAAAUUGACCUUGAUUAAGUACACUCAAGGACAAUACUUCGCUAGAGAGAUUCACACGCUACAAGAUGGUGAUGGUCUGCCUAAAAAUAACAGCAUCACUAAGCUGACUCCGUUCAUCGACCAUCAGGAAGUCCUGAGAGUCGGUGGCCGCUUGAAAAACGCAUUGCUGGACCCAGAAGAGAGGCAUCCAGCGAUUCUACCGCGACAAUCACCGCUUACAUCAAUUUUGAUUGAUGAUUCGCACCGCAAAACGCUUCACGGAGGUACUCAGCUUACGCUCGCUGACUUACGCAAGAGUGUCUGGAUCAUUGGAGGCCAUGUUCCAGUCAGAUCAUUUAUUUUACGCUGCGUUAUCUGCACGAGACACCGUGGAGAACGCGCUCAACAGUUGAUGGGUCAACUACCCGCCGCACGAGUACAGCCAACUCGAGCCUUCUUGCAUACAGGACUCGACUACGCUGGACCUAUCACGCUGAAAACGUUUCAAGGACAUGGAGCAAAAACAUACAAAGGCUGGAUUGCAGUCUUUGUAUGCAUGUUCAGUUCAGCUGUACAUUUAGAGCUAGUAACUGACUACACCGCUGCCGCUUUCAUCGCCGCUUAUCGCCGCUUCACUAGUCGCCGAGGUAUCUGCCACACGCUAUAUUCAGACUGUGGAACCAAUUUUGUAGGAGCAGAUAAAGAACUGAAACGACUAUUCACUGCAGAAUCCCGCACAUUACGAGAAUUAUCAACCUUGAUCGCUCAAGAUGGCACGAACUGGAAAUUCAAUCCGCCUGGAGCUCCAAAUUUUGGAGGAAAAUGGAAAGCCGCUGUGAAAUCUAUCAAAUUUCACCUUCGAAGAACAAUCGGAGACUCGCUGUUGACGCUUGAGCAAUAUUCAACGCUACUGGCUCAAAUUGAAGCCAUAUUGAAUUCCAGACCGCUCACACCGCUGAAUGAAGAUCCUGCUGACCUGGCUGUACUGACUCCAGGUCACUUCUUAAUCGGACAUUCACUGACCGCUAUCCCAGAGCCAUCGCUGACAGAUUUACAACCUGCUCGGCUCUCGCACUGGGAACAAGUCCAGCAAAUGGUUCAACAUUUGUGGAAACGCUACUACCAGGACUGCAUCCACCGCUACCAGGCCAUUUCAAAGUGGCAUCAUCGACGCAACCAGAUCAAGGUGGGUUCAGUUGUACUGAUCACCACUGAGGAUCUCCCGCCAACCAAGUGGCCAUUAGCCAAAGUAAUUGCUGUCCAUCCAGGUGAAGAUGGACAAAUCCGCGUGGUAACUGUUAAGACAGUUAACACAGAGCUGGUACGUCCAAUUACAAAGCUCUGUGUCCUGCCGCUAACGCAUGAAGAAGAUGAUCUUGUCGACGCAGCCGCCAACCUGGGUAAAAUGUUCGGUGAACAAGGCCCAGUAGCGAUUAACUCGCUCCUGGAGGACUCCCAAAUUUAA
This is a messenger RNA of Cotesia glomerata, 1950 nucleotides long. RefSeq lists its product as uncharacterized. The coding region runs from base 1 to 1950 and encodes 649 amino acids. Gene Ontology annotation, molecular function: nucleic acid binding. The record is from RefSeq and is a predicted model, not a curated record. The transcript is spliced from 2 exons. Gene Ontology annotation, biological process: DNA integration. Lineage: Eukaryota; Metazoa; Arthropoda; Insecta; Hymenoptera; Braconidae.